AGCACGCGAUCGCUUUGGGUUUGGCUUGCAUUGCAGACUGAAAACAAUGGCUACUUCUUCACUCAUUUCCUCAUCAUUUCUUCUCACCACAAAGCCCUUAACAAUUCAACGCCAAAACCAACUCCAUAACACGACGAGUUUCAGGAACCGAGCACCCUGCAAUGUCCAAGCUGCCAAGCUUCCUCCUGGGGUUAUAGUACCAAAAGUACAGCCAAAAUUCACCGCACCGUUUCUUGGAUUUACGAGGACAGCUGAAGUAUGGAAUUCCAGGGCUUGUAUGGUUGGAUUAAUUGGUAUUUUCAUUUUAGAACUGAUACUGAACAAGGGAAUACUGCAGAUGAUUGGGGUAGAUGUUGGGAAAGGUCUUAAUAUUCCUCUAUGAAGAUUCAGUAGUUCAAGAAGACAAGCACGUUAGCUCAAUCAAGAAUGGAGCUUUAUUUAGAACAAGAAAACGCUUUUUUUAAUUUUUGUAUUAAAAAUGAAAAACACACAAUUUGUGCUCCAUAUGUUAACUCUGUCCCAAUUCGAUUAUGAUUUUAAGUACGCCAUUUUCCUCGUGUUCAA
Messenger RNA from Theobroma umbraticum, 564 nucleotides. RefSeq names its product one helix protein (gene OHP). Lineage: Eukaryota; Viridiplantae; Streptophyta; Magnoliopsida; Malvales; Malvaceae. The record is from RefSeq and is a predicted model, not a curated record.